This is a messenger RNA of Coniophora puteana RWD-64-598 SS2, 853 nucleotides long. RefSeq lists its product as uncharacterized. Bases 40 to 471 code for a protein of 143 amino acids. The transcript is spliced from 2 exons. The record is from RefSeq and is a predicted model, not a curated record. Lineage: Eukaryota; Fungi; Basidiomycota; Agaricomycetes; Boletales; Coniophoraceae.
CCAGUAAGAAGCCUCGACGUACCGACACCGAUCAAAAGCAUGUCGAACCCCAACGGACUCAAGCGUUCUCCGUCCACCGUAACUCUCGCAGGCGCGGGUUCACCUCCCCCUUUUCCCGGGCUGGCUUCAUCUGCGAACCCUAUCGCCUCGGGCAUCGGUCAGGCCGUCGCAUCAUUUGCCAAAUCACUGGGCUGGUCCCAGCCCCCGCCUGCCGCGGUCGUUGUGGAGUACAGAAAUACAGGGCAGGUGGUCGUGUUCAGCAGGCCACGGCUCGCUAAGCUGCCUUUCUACGGAGCCAUCAUGGCAAUUUGCGGAGCGAACCAGACUGUCGAGGCAGCGGUGUUUUUUGAAGAGGAGGGCAAGCCGGGCAGCAUCCGUGCAAAGAUAGACCCAGAUUCCUGGUCGGACAUCGUCCACCAUAUUGUCAAGAUAUACGUCGUCUCGGCCUCUCCUCCGGGUAUGGGCAGGUGAAUGCCGUUCGUUGGAGAAUGCAACAAGUGAAUAUGCGGAGGGUGCAGGUAGUGGCGGCCAGAGCUACGGCCAAAGCUUUGUUGGCGGUACGCUCCACCACCUGAUCAUGUCUAUUCUGUACCUUGGUUUUGACUCGGACACGUAGCCAUCACCGGACGACCCAUGCACGAACAUUUUAGUAACCUAGCUUUCUCAACCAGUAAUAUCUUUUCUCAGAGCAUGCACCUAGUUUUCUCGUUAUAUUUACGAGUCCCUACCGUUUGUAAACUAAGGCACUUGAAUUUGCAGGUGCUCCGAUAUCGGGGUACUGCCCUUUAUACAUACAGUGGAGUUUACAGAUUCUUGCCUUCGUCAACUCGUCUUACUCAAUGUUAGCAAUCGC